AUGAGCUUCAUAGUGCUGAUGGUGUUACUGUGCUGUCUGACACAGCACAGCACAGCACAGGCUCAGAGCAGAGAAGACAAAGAGGUCAAGGUGAGUUCCACCCUGCAGGACUACACUAGAGAAGGCCAGAGCCGGAAUGACAAACAAAUGACAGAAUUUACUUUUGGCACCCAGCCCGCCUGCCAGCCUGACAUUUACUCCGUGCUGAUGGAGCUGAGAGCUGUGGAAGCCAGGCUGAAAGCUGCUGAGAGCCAGGUGACUGAGCUGAAGGCCCUGGAAACCAGACUUACUUUGGCUGAGACCCAGGUGGACGAGCUGAGGAGAGCAAACAGAGACAGGCCAAAGAUAGCAUUCUCUGCCUCCAUAGGGGGCGAUGGGGACACAGGACCCUUCAAUGUAGACACCACCGUGGUCUACAAAACCGUCAUCACAAACAUCGGCAACGCCUACAGCCCAAAUACAGGGAUCUUCACAGCACCAGUGAAAGGAGUGUACUACUUCAGAAUGUCAAUUUUUGCCCGUGGUUCGGUAGCUACAAACGCUCAACUACUCAAGAAUGGGGCACGUAUAGUUACUGCAGAUAGUCACAAGACCGGAGAUCCAUUUGAGAAUAGUUCCAAUGGGGCCUCACUUCUUCUAGAAGUGGGAGAUCAGGUUUACACACGUCUGUGGGCAGGCCGGCAUAUCUUCGACAAUGCAAACCACCACAGCACUUUCAGUGGCUUCCUGUUGUUCCCUGUGUGA
This is a messenger RNA of Megalops cyprinoides (Indo-Pacific tarpon), 744 nucleotides long. Its product is annotated as complement C1q-like protein 2. The transcript is spliced from 3 exons. The coding region runs from base 1 to 744 and encodes 247 amino acids. Gene Ontology annotation, molecular function: protein binding. Lineage: Eukaryota; Metazoa; Chordata; Actinopteri; Elopiformes; Megalopidae. The record is from RefSeq and is a predicted model, not a curated record.